UUGUCACGUCGCCGCGCGUCGUUGCGGCCGAAGAGCUGCCAUGGAGCCGGGUCCGGACGCGCGGCCGCUCUGCCACAGCCUCGUGCUCUGGUUGCAGACAUUUAAUACUGCUGCACCCUGCAAAGAUGUCCAAGACUUGACUAAUGGUGUUGCCAUGGCACAAGUGCUUCAUCAAAUAGAUGUUGCCUGGUUUGACCAAUCAUGGCUAAGCCGUAUUAAAGAAGAUGUUGGUGAUAACUGGAGAAUUAAGGCCAGUAAUCUGAAGAAGGUUCUACAAGGAAUUAUGGACUACUAUCAUGAGUUCUUGGGUCAGCAGAUCUCCGAAGAAUUUCUUCCUGAUUUAAAUCAGAUAUCUGAACAUUCAAAUCUUACAGAGUUGGGGAGGUUGCUUCAACUUAUUUUAGGUUGUGCAAUCAACUGUGAAAGGAAACAAGAACACAUACAAAACAUAAUGACCCUAGAAGAAUCAGUCCAGCAUGUUGUUAUGGCUGCUAUUCAAGAGUUGAUGAGAAAAGAAAUAGUGGGUUCUGCCACAAAUGAUGGAUCAGGUGAAAUGGAGCAACAGCUUAAAAGGGCACUGGAAGACCUGCAGGAAGCACUUGCAGAAAAAGAGGAAUUAAGGCAAAGAUGCCAAGAACUAGACCUUCAGGUGGCUGCCCUUCAAGAUGAAAAAAACAGCCUGAUGUCUGAAAAUGAGGUUAUGAAUCACAAAUUAGAGCAGCUGGAUGAUUCUUUUGAUGAUCCAAACACUAUGUUCACAAAAAAGUAUGUCCAUGCACAGUUGCAGCUAGAACAACUGCAAGAAGAAAACUACAGGCUUGAAGCUGCAAAGGAUGAUUAUCGUUUACACUGUGAAGAUCUGGAGAAACAACUAAUUGAGCUGCAACAUAGAAAUGAUGAACUGACAUGCCUAGCAGAAGAAUCUAGGGCCUUGAAAGAUGAAAUUGAUGUUCUUAGGACUCUUGCAGAUAAGGAAAGUAAACUUGAGGCAGCAGUUGAAGUAUAUCGCAAAAAACUGGAGGAACUGAAUGAUCUUCGCAAACAAGUGAAGUCUCUGCAAGAUGCCAACAUGAUCUAUACGCACAAUAUAGUGAGUCUGGAGGACGAAUUGAAGAAGGCAAAUGCAGCGCGUGCUCAACUAGAAACAUACAAAAAACAGGUUCAGGAACUUCACAACAAACUUUCAGAAGAAUCCAAAAGAGCUGAUAAGCUAGCUUUUGAAAUGAAGCGACUAGAAGAAAAACAUGAGGCUUUAAUCAAAGAAAAAGACAGGCUGAUUGUACAGCGCGAUGCUCUCAAAGAGACUAACGAAGAGCUUCGAUGUUCACAGAUGCAGCAGGAUCACUUGAAUCAAGCAAAUGCAUCUGCUAUGAAAAGUCAUGAAAAUCUUGCUGCUGAAAUGUUGCCAGUGGAAUAUAGAGAAAUGUUUAUUCGACUGCAACAUGAAAAUAAGAUGCUUGUUUUACAACAAGAAGGAUCAGAAAAUGAACGUAUUGUAGAACUCCAGGAGCAGCUAGAGCAAAAGCAUCGGAUGAUGAAUGAACUAGAAACAGAAAAAAGGCUAAGCAAAGAGCGUAUCGGUGAGCUGCAGCAGCAGAUUGAAGACUUCCAAAAGACUUUGCAGGAGCAAGGAUCCAAAACUGAAGGAUCCAGCAAACUGAAGCAGACGUUAGCAGCACAGAUGGAAAAACUGAAUGAAGUCCAUGAGGAGUUGCAGAAAAAAGAGGCAGUUGUUGCAGCACUCCGGCCAGAUGGAAAUCAGAUCUCUAAAAAGAUUGAGGCACUAGAGGCAGCUUUGCGUAAAAAAGAUGAAGAUAUGAAAGCAAUGGAAGAAAGAUAUAAAAUGUACCUGGAGAAAGCAAGAAAUGUCAUAAAAACCUUAGACCCCAAAUUAAAUCCAGCAUCAGCAGAAAUUAUGUUACUGAGAAAGCAGCUAACAGAGAAAGAAAAAAGAAUUGAAGCUUUUGAGGCUGACUGUAAACUUGCCAAGCUGCGUGAUUAUGAAGAAAAGCUAAUUGUAUCUGCCUGGUAUAACAAGAGCCUGGCCUUCCAAAAACUCAGCAUGGAAUCCAGACUGCUCGGUGGCAGUGGUGCCUGCAGAGAUCCUCCUGGACGCUCCUUUCUAGCACAGCAACGGCAUGUCACCAACACCAGAAGAAGUCUUUCAGUUAAAGUACCUGGUGCAACAUCAGAUUAAAUUGCAAAAUAAAUGUCUACACUAAAGUGUCCUUAAAGAAAAUUUUGUAGCUUCCAUUUUAAGUACCUGACAAAAGAGGUAGUUGUGAUGCUGGGCAUCUAAUAUUUUAACAUCAAAGCUUAUUGGAUAUAUUGAUGUAUCUGGUCAGUGGUAUCUAAGAAGCAUUGUGUAACAACUUUCCUAGGUCAACAUAGGUUUAAUAACUGAAGUGUGUGUUUUACAAGCACAACUUUAAAGAUGUAUAUUUGUCUUCAGAGUAUAUUGUACAUAAAUACAACAAAUUGGCACUAUAUAUUUAAAAUUAUAUUUAAUGUUUUCAGUCUAGAACGUUGAAGACUGAUUUUUAACAGAAGAAAAAUUUUAUGAUGAAUCAUACUUCAGAAAACUUUCAACACUAGGUAUUUUUGUGCAGUUCUUGAUAAUUAAAAAAAAACAACCAGUAGUUCGGCUGGAGGAGUCCAGAUUUUUAAAAUUGUGCAUUUGCAAUUCAGAUUGAUUUUUUGGCUUGCAAAACAGGUUAGUUUAGUGACUGGGAUUUAACUUUUAUGAGAGAAGACAUAUUUGUCACAAUCUCAUUUUGUCCCAAGGCAGAAGGAUUUUAUUUAUUUUAAAUGAUUAAACCAUUUAAACUUGUGUGUAUUCUGACUAAAGAAAACCUGUUUUUGCGGUGUUGAAUUCACUAAAAGCAAAAAAAAAAAAAAAUCCAUCUUCAUUUAUGAAAUAGUUCUGUUUUUAAGAAACAAAACAAAGCCCAAACUUAUCUUUUUAAAAAUUUGCUGUAGGUUUCUUUUUCUUUUCUUUUACUAUAUUGUUCAUUAGGUGGAGCCAUGCCCUCAUAUUUAUUUAAUUCAGUUAAACAUCACGCCACAUAGAACUUGAUCGUUCUCAUUCUUUAGUUACGUAUUUUCUGUUUAGUUACUCUGCGCUGGUACACCAACUGCGAAGCGGGUAGGCCUUCUUUUUUAAUUGAUUAGCAGCAUAGGCUGUUCAGCCUGGAAAAAGUUCUGAAGCUGCACUAUAUCUAGUAUCCCAUACUGCUGACGGUGAAAAUGGGAUUGGUGCGAAAUUCAAUUUUUGUUUUUUAUCAUUCCCCGCAGCACUUAAGUUGACAUUUUGUAUAAAAAUGUCUUUUUGCAUUAAGAGUGUAUUAAAAAAGCACUUUUUAAAAAAAACCUAUAGUUUGAAUUUUCUGUGAUGCUUCACAGACUGACUAAACCAGUUGAGCACGUGUGGUAAAAUAACACAGUAAAUAAAAUUGCUUACCUGCAUGUAGUUCAUUAUAGUAAUUGCAAUCACCUGCACGCAUAAAAACAAGUGUUUGUGUGUCUUCAACGUUAAAGCCAUCUUCGUAUGAAAGUUGGGCUCAGGUCUGCUUUGCAAAAUUAAAAAAUCGUCCUAUUGUUGAGUUUGUAAUGAAAUGUGAACAUUAAAUGGCCUCACAGAUCAUUGGAUAAUUUACACGAAUUUAAAAGCUUAUUCCUUGACAUCUUGCUGCUGUAUGGUCCUGAGAUUGAACUGGGCCUCCUGCAUGAUGCGGCAGAAGAAGGAUAAUUAUCCAUUAUUAGUGUUCUUUAAAAGUAUUUCUUCAAAAAAGUGUGUUGCUCUGGUUACAGUAUUACAAAUACAGGCACUCAAUUUAAAUUUCCUCCUAAAAUGUUUCACGGAAAGCUUUAUUUAAAAUCGAAUCCGAUUCUAAUUGUACUGUUCCUGUGAUCAUGUAAAACACUUGUUGGGUAAUUUGUGUCUUUCAUGUUCUGUUUGGCAGGACUCUGCUUCUUUUGACUACCUCUGGGAUUUUGAAGUCUUUUGCUGAUGUAUUGAUAUUGCUAUUUUAUGUUUGGUAUGUUUUUAAGCUUUGAUUGCCUGCUAAUCUUAUUCAGAUGAGAGGGUAAGGGAAGGGACUUCAGCAGCUGUCGUAACACAAUGUUUGUGUUUCAAAAGUGGUACUUUGGCAUGUUCUCGGCCAGAGUAGGACAAAAUUAUUACUAAUAGCAUUGUAGGUAUUUUGUUCCUGUAUUUCUGCACAUAACUCUUAAAAGAUUUUCUUCUUGAAGCAUUUGUCUGGACUGUUGUCUUGAUGCACUCUGUCAUACUGUAUUAUACUAGAAAUGCAAUGCUAAUAUCAAAAGUCAAGUACUAGUAAAAAUAGAACUUUUCAAUAAAUGCCUGUAAUUAAAACUUUUCAAAACUGCAGACCUAAGUACCAAAACACUGAGUACAGAUAAUGGUGUUUUUACUUAUCUGAAGCUAUGCCUUCUAAGCACUAAAAUUUCACGUAGGUAUUCAAAGACAGGUGGUGAUGUCAGGGAAUGGUUAUCCAUAAUAAUGCCCAUGCCUAUUUCAGUGAGGUGUCAGAUGAAAAUUACCUGAGUUAGAAUUAUUGAAAUAAGUAAAACUCUAGGCACGUGACUAUUAGUUUUAUUUAGCUUUUUUGAAGCCUAGUAAGAAAAUAAUUUUCACAGGACUGUUGAAACCUCCUGUGAGUGGCAGAGAAGAUUAGGAAGAGAAUAUUCAGGAUGAUCUAUUAACAAACUAUACAUUUCCACCUUUGUUAAGUUUGUGCAGGAGGUACAGUAACAAGGAUUUAAAAAAUAACUUUUGAUUUUGACUGUGUUCUGAGAACGUGUAUUCUUGGCAGACCUCCUUCAAAAUAUUUAAUGGCUUAGAUUUGAAUUGCUGAACUGUGUGUGUUUGGUUUUGUUCUCAGAUUUUCAUCAUAUGGAGAGUUGUUGGAUUACUGAUUAUUGUUGGCAUGAUACAGAGAGGGGGAUAUUUGUAUAUUAUAGCAAGAAUAACUCAUGUCACACCCAGAUGUCACAGUUAUGAAGGCAUGCAGAUUAUUGAGAUAAUUGAAUAUUGUUCUGUUUCUUCGUAUAGCUAAGAGUGUUGGAAGGCAAUAACUCUGUGAUUAAUAGGUAAUAAAGAGCCAAUGAAGAGGAGAAAAAGUCCUUGUUUUUAAUUACCACUUCAAGGAUAGACAUUCUGGCUGGGGUGGGUUUGAUUUUACAUUAUAAUAAGAUUUGUAUGGGAUUAACUGACGAAAACUAUUUUGAACCUGGCUGUUCAGGUUGGUCUCUGUUAAUAAUCUUAAUUUGGGAUUAUUAGAUUUCUCAUGCUCCAGGGUUCAUAAGAGAGCAGUUUUGAGAAGUUUCUUUUAACAUGUAUUUUAUUAGCAUGAGUCAUUCAGUAAAAAAAUUAACAAAGCUUUCCUCUGCAUUUGUUGUUCUGCAAGAAAUAUGUCAAAGUAUUCCAUUUUCUGUUGUAAUCACUUGGGAAAAACUACUUCAAGCAAUACUGAUGUUUUAAGUAGCCCUAGCAUGCUUAGGGGAUUUUUAAAAAGAUUAAAAUAACCUGUCAGUUUAAUUGUCAUGGCUGGGAAGUAAUUUUUAAACCUUUUGGUCUUCUUUCUACUGAUCUGCCAGGUUUGAGGUUUUCAGUGUGUCGAUGUCUACUUCCUUUGUUUAAAACAAAUGUAAAGACUGUGUUACUGUGUAGAACUGGAAGAAUGUUGCACUACUUUUUAAACUCCGGUUUUAUUUUGUCUUUGGAAAAUAAUCUUUUAUAUUCACAUAAAAAAAUUCAAAUGAA
Messenger RNA from Gavialis gangeticus (Gharial), 5785 nucleotides. RefSeq names its product hook microtubule tethering protein 1 (gene HOOK1). Gene Ontology annotation, biological process: cytoplasmic microtubule organization; cytoskeleton-dependent intracellular transport. The record is from RefSeq and is a predicted model, not a curated record. Lineage: Eukaryota; Metazoa; Chordata; Crocodylia; Gavialidae. Gene Ontology annotation, cellular component: cytoplasm; centrosome. Gene Ontology annotation, molecular function: microtubule binding; dynein light intermediate chain binding. The coding region runs from base 41 to 2197 and encodes 718 amino acids. The transcript has 22 exons.